Molecule: messenger RNA, 396 nt
Organism: Spodoptera littoralis (African cotton leafworm)
Lineage: Eukaryota; Metazoa; Arthropoda; Insecta; Lepidoptera; Noctuidae
Source: the annotation of a GenBank genome assembly
AUGCUUUGGCACGAAUGGGCCGGCUCGACCGGAGUGAUACCACGGCCUCACAUAAAACCGACGUGAAACAACGCUUGCGUUGCGUUUCGUCGUGUGAGUGAGGUUACUGGAUACUUAUUUUAGUGUUUUUUUUUUUCUUUUUUUCUUUUUUUUAAGGGGGUAAAUCAUCGAAUGACUACUCCCGCCUGGGUGAGGCGGUUUACGGACAUACAUCAGGACGGACAUAAUAAUACGAACCUACUACCACAAACUAUUAGUAUUAUUAGGGUCAGUAAUAUUUUGCCCGACCCGGGAAUCGAACCCGAGACCCCUCGCUCGGCAGUUGCACUUACGACCACUCGGCCAACGAGGCAGGCAAAGAUUCACACAAACCCACAAUAUAUUUCGCGUGUAUAA